AUGAAGGGUCUUGUCCAAUUCAUCACGGACAUCCGAAACUCCAAGGAACAGGAGCAGGAGGACAGACGCGUCCAAUCUGAGCUCGUGCACAUUCAGAAGCAGUUCCAGCAGCCCAACCUGUCAGGCUAUCAUCGCAAGAAGUACAUCUGCAAGCUGCUGUAUAUCUAUCUUAUGGGCCACGAGCUCACGUUUGGCCUGAGCGAGGCAAUGGCCCUUGCCGGGUCAAAAGUGUACUCUGAAAAAUCCAUUGGGUAUCUAGCCCUGUCGCUGUUCUACCAGACGCGCACAGAGGCCGUUGACGCGAUAUUUGAGACUAUUCACAACGAUCUCGCCCAUCAGAAGGAGGACUUUGUUUGUCUUGCGCUCCAAUUUCUCUCUUCUGUGGCGGACUCAGACAUGUACAGCAGGGCUUUUGAGGACGAGGUUUUCAAUUUGAUAAGGUCGCCCGUUUCAUCCAGUUUGGUCCGCAAAAAAGCCGUUCUGACGCUGCUGCAGCUGCUCAAAAUCGAUCCCCUCCUAGUCACCAGACACUCGGGCUUGGUUUCCCGCGUUGCACCGCUGAUCAACGACUCUGAUUUUGGACUCAGCAUCGCUGCCGUUUCGCUGAUCCAAUAUAUCGCCAAACUGGACCUGGACCUCUGCACCAGCUGCACCACGCUAGCCCUUGAAAAAUUGCACAAGAUCGUUGUCGAUGCCGAAUGUCCCGCCUCGCACAUGUACCACGGCAUCCCUGCACCGUGGCUGACUGUCAAGCUGUUCCAGCUGCUCGAGACGCUGGUCCCGAACGUCGACGCAAUGCCCCUCGACCAGGCCAAUAUGCACACCGUGAAGACUGUGAUCCAGCGGGCCAUUUCCACAGCCAUAUCGCAGGCCCCGCUGAUGUCUGCCGAGGCACGGCACACGAGGGAUUUCGUCCUACUGGGCGCCGUGUCGCUGGCCGCACACGUGGACCCGUCGCCCGACCAAUCGACAAUCGCAGCCGAUGCGCUCUGCCAGCUGUUGCAGUCCGCUGAAACAAACACGCGCUACCUGAGUCUUGCCGCUCUGGCAAAGCUCGCGGCAAGAAACGACGGGCCCGUUUUGGUGACUAUCAACAAGCACAUAGAGCAGAUUUUCUCCCUGCUUCGCGACAAAGACGUUUCUGUGAGAAGACUAUCGCUGGAUCUAAUAUAUAUUAUUUGCAACUCGGACACGGUCGAGCAAAUGUGCCGACAGCUUCUGGAUUACCUUUCUGUGACUGACUUCGCCAUGAAGUCCGAGGUUGCCGUCAAGAUCGCCGUGCUCGCCGAGAAAUAUGCCACAAACGCUACCUGGUAUGUCACCACCAUGAUGAAGCUGAUCUCCGUGGCAGGAAACUAUCUCGACGAAGAGGUGCGCCAGAGGCUGAUCCAGAUCGUCGUCAACAAUGACUCCAUUCAGGCCCCCGCGUGCCGCCUCUCCUACAAUGCCCUCAAAUCCGGUACUUAUCCAGAGUCUAUGGUGAAGCUGGCAGCAUUCUUACUCGGCGAGUUUGGUAUACAGCUGGAUGUUCCGCUUGUGCAGCAGUUUGAGCUGCUCUACAAUUGCUACUUCCAGACCACUGUCAUGGCCAGAUGUGUUCUGCUCUCGAGUUUCUUGAAGUUCUACGUCCACGAGCCGCAGCUUAGACCCCGAAUUUUGGAAUUGUACGAACAGGAAUCCAACUCUUUCAGCGCGGAAAUCCAGCAGCGGUGUCUGGAGUACGCCAAGCUGGUCGCUCUGCCAGACAGCUCGUUGUUGAAUCUCGUGGUGGUGGACAUGCCUCCGUUCCAGUCCAAAAUCUCGCCUUUGGUCUCCAGAUUGGGGAACGUUCAGCAGCUGCAACAGAGCUUCCAGCUGAGUCUGCCGUAUGCUGCGCGCUCGACGUCGUCGCUAGAAAGACCCAAAUCGCCCAAGAAACCGGCUCCGCCUCGCCCGAGAAGCCGGAAGAACACCAAUUCGCUUAUGUCGCCAUCGCUCAACACCGCUGCUGCCAGUAUAAGCCGGCCAGACACCGACGACUCGUCACGGUCUAUGUCGCACUUCUCGGACUCGCACUUCUCGUACAAUUCCACUGCAAACCCAUCUGUCGACCAUCUUCCAGCAUUCAGCCCCAACUGGAAAGAGGGAUACUACCGUCUCUUGCAUUACGACCAGGGUAUCUUCUACGAGGACUCGCUGUUCAAAAUUUUAUUCAGACUUAGAAGAAAUCACGCUCAGCUGCACUAUGAGCUUUCUUAUUCCAACAAGUCGCCCGGUACGAUCACCGGGCUUACAAGCGAGGUGGCUGCUAACUUGAUCAAUACCGAGGACCCGGGCUAUGUGGUUAAAAUCAUCAAACAUCCAGAAUCCACCAUCACCGCCAAUUCGAAAUCGGUCCAGAUCUUCGACGUCACCGUACGGAAACCGUACCUGGACAGAGAGGUACCGAGCAUCAAUAUAUCGUUUGUGUGCGGGACUCUGUGCCAAUACAAGCUACGACUUCCAGCCGUGGUUGGGAAGAUCAUGGUCAGAGGUACGCCUCUGUCCAAGGAGUCAUUCUUUACCAGAUGGAGUCAGGUCAGCAGUUUGCCUGGUGGAGAGUGCCAAAAGGUGAUUCGGCUCUCGUCGCCGAUGCAGACGGUGAUUCUGAGCCGGACCAUGCAGCUUUUUGGAUUCAAUCUGCUCAAGAACAUCGACUACAACAUGCACAAUAUCGUGUGCACGGGUAUAUUGAGCAUGGCAGCAGGUGGAGCAGGAUGCUUGAUGCGGAUCGAGACAAACCCUCAAGAUGCUCGCGUGCUGCGCAUUACUCUGCGGUGCACCGUCUCUGGCCUGGCGGACAUUUUGGUGGGCACGUUGACAGAUCUGUUAGAUAACAUCUAA
Ogataea angusta is the source of this 2862-nucleotide messenger RNA. RefSeq lists its product as uncharacterized. Gene Ontology annotation, biological process: clathrin-dependent endocytosis; intracellular protein transport. The record is from RefSeq and is a predicted model, not a curated record. Lineage: Eukaryota; Fungi; Ascomycota; Pichiomycetes; Pichiales; Pichiaceae. Gene Ontology annotation, cellular component: membrane coat; AP-2 adaptor complex. The coding region runs from base 1 to 2862 and encodes 953 amino acids. Gene Ontology annotation, molecular function: clathrin-cargo adaptor activity. The transcript has a single exon.